AUCAUUCUUCAAGAACGGGUGUUUUUGACGACUCGCCGGGGCUGUGUAUUUAAAUGUUGCUGGUGAUGUUGCUAGUUUGCUAAAGGCUAUCUUAGAGAGCAAAGCGGUAGGAUAUCCAGACUAGCCGCUCGUGUGCUAUCGGUUGCUCGGAUUAAGGAGUUGCCCGGCAGUGGUCCGGCUUGAGCCCAUCCAAAGAUCUGACCAACAACAUUUUUUAGAUACCAAACCCUUCUCAUAACCUUUCUGCUGCUUCUCAAACUCUGGACUUCUCGCUGCUCUGGCCCUGCAACAUGAAGAUUUUCUACAGUGUCAAUGAUGGCUGACAAGAAUCUUCAGAAGAUGCUCCCAAGUGGCCUUGUGGAUACAAUAACUGUUUUUGGAUCUCUUUUUUUAUGACUAAAACUGGUCGUGUACUGUUGGAUCUGUCCCAGUAAAACCUGCCUUCUCAUCAGGCAAGGACCUGCAACUCUUUGACUGGAGUGAAGAAACUCACAACAACGAUCCCCCUCUUUAGCAGACACAGCUUACUUUAGCUACAGUGUGCUUGGUACAUUUUAAUAGUGAUACCUUUCCUCUGUCUUGUGAGAUCAGUUUCCCUCCCCCCUCCUUAAAACGUUCUCCUUUGUUAUUAUUGGAGUCUGUCUGUGAUUUGCAUGGCUGGAGACUAACCGUGGAGAGGCCAGGGUAUCACAAGCUUAUGGAUUUUGAUAAGAGAGGGGGCAAGGGAGAGACAGAGGAAGGGAAAAAGAUGUCCAAGACAACAGGCAGCAGGACUGGGGGCAGGAGUUCAGGGACCAACUCUGGAGUUCUUAUGGUUGGUCCAAACUUUCGUGUGGGUAAAAAAAUCGGCUGUGGAAACUUUGGAGAGCUGCGGCUGGGAAAAAACCUCUAUACUAAUGAAUAUGUGGCCAUCAAAUUGGAACCCAUAAAGUCCAGGGCACCACAGCUCCAUUUGGAAUAUAGGUUUUACAAACAGUUGGGAAAUUCAGAGGGAAUCCCUCAGGUGUACUACUUUGGUCCUUGUGGGAAAUACAAUGCCAUGGUCCUGGAACUGCUUGGGCCAAGUCUAGAAGACCUGUUUGACCUUUGUGACCGCACCUUCUCCCUCAAGACCGUCCUCAUGAUAGCCAUACAGCUGAUAACGCGGAUGGAGUACGUUCACACAAAGAGUCUGAUCUACAGGGAUGUGAAGCCAGAGAAUUUUCUGGUGGGGCGGCCGGGCAGCAAGAGGCAGCACACCAUCCACAUCAUUGACUUUGGUCUUGCCAAAGAAUAUAUAGACCCUGAGACCAAAAAACACAUCCCCUACCGGGAGCACAAGAGUUUGACUGGAACAGCACGUUAUAUGAGCAUUAACACGCACCUGGGGAAGGAGCAAAGCAGAAGGGAUGAUUUGGAGGCACUGGGUCACAUGUUCAUGUACUUCCUCAGAGGCAGCCUCCCAUGGCAGGGCCUGAAGGCCGACACUUUGAAGGAGAGGUAUCAGAAGAUUGGAGACACCAAACGAGCAACGCCAAUCGAAGUUCUUUGUGAAGGCUUCCCUGAAGAGAUGGCCACCUAUCUGCGCUACGUUAGGAGGCUUGACUUCUUCGAGAAGCCUGAUUAUGAGUAUUUACGGAAACUCUUCACUGAUCUGUUUGACCGGAGCGGACACGUGUUUGAUUAUGAAUACGACUGGGUUGGGAAAUCUCUUCCCACGCCGAUAGGCCAAAUCCCCAGUGACACACCCCAGCCACCCAGAGACAAAACAUCGCAUCCGACCAAAAACCAGUCGCCUGAGCCCAAAGGAAGUGAGUCUCAGCCCACUCCAGUGACCAAUAAGGAGACUCUGGGGUCGCACCUCACAGCUGAGCGGCUGGGGGGCUCUGUUCAGGUGAUGAGCUCAACAAAUGGCGAGUUAAACACAGACGAUCCCACAGCUGGACACUCCAACGCUCCCAUCACUGCUCCCACUGAGGUGGAAGUGGCCGAGGAAACAAAGUGCUGUUGUUUCUUCAAAAGGAGAAAGAGGAAAGCUCUCCAGAGGCACAAGUAAAAGAAGAUCAGAGAGAACUUGAAACAUUGUGGUCACUGUCAAGUUUUAAAUGGAAGCAACUACACGCACACACACGCACACACACAAACCCUAUUCCUUUUCCUGUUCCAGUUGUCCCCUCACCUUUCCUCCCCUCCCACCACCAUCCCCACAUCACUUCUCCAGCUCUCUCAUUUUCAGUGCUGUGGCCGAAUUGAAGGAAUGUUGCAGUCCUACUGACAACACAACAGACUCCUGAUUCCUUUAGACCAGAAUAGACCUAUCUGCUUUACAACAUUGGGGCGCGAGGAAAAGUACAAAAGCUGUAACAAUGAAACUGAAACAGUGGAGUGAAAAAACAACAACAAUGGGGUUGUAUUACAGAUGACAUUUGAACAUGUAUUCUUUGAACAGUCAGUUAAUCAGGGGAAACCAUUCAAGUAAAAGAAAUCUGUUCAGUAGGAAAUUGUUAAUUUUCUUUUCUUUGGUGUGUUUUAUUUUGGGGGUGGGAGUCAAGGUAAAGAGGAAAAAGGUGAAAAAUGCUGAUGUUUAACAAAAGAGACACAGGAAGCAUUUCAUCUGUAAAACAGAAUUCAGAAAGUUUUCGUUUCUUUCUUUUUUUCUUUUAUAAGUAAAACCUUGGUUUUUUUGAAGUCGAGUCCCUGCAUUGAAAGUUUAUUUUUAUGUUGUAGUGUUCUGAGUUCAAUUCUUUCCUCAUUUUGACUUUCUUUUCAUCUGUCGAUGUGGUCUUUGUAGCACAGUCACUGGCCUCAGGUACUGUGGAAAAACGAGAAGCAGAUGUUAGGCUCUUAUUGCACUUUUGAAAGAAAACCAAUUUCAGUGGAGACCUUUUGGGUUUGAAAUUAACCAUAAAAAAAACAACUUAAUAAAGACUGAUCCAGGAUGAGUCCUUCAGAACGCUUAUACUUGAGUUAUGGCUGAAAAAUCUUAAUUUCAGUGGGGGGAAAAAACAACAAAAAAAGUCUUCUGAUUUUACAUUUAACAUCAAAAUAAUUUACCAGGAAAUCAUAGUUUGUGCCUUUUUUAAAGUAACAAUAUUGAAAACACAAGCGAGUAUUCCGCAUUGAUAAUUUCUAUAAUCGGACAAAUGCUUACUGGAUUUAAUUUGUGUGUCUGAGAGUGUGCAUGUGGACGUUUGCUCAUCUGAAAGUGCAGUGUGACCGUGCUGUACACACAACCUGCUUUGCCACUUAUGCGUCUUCCUCUCUGGCCGCUUUCUUUUUGGUACUGGUGUGUGCGCGCCCUCCGCCACCUCCAAAACUACAACGGACAAAACUCAAAUCGCUGUAAACAUGGAUGUCGCUGGACAGACAAGCAGCUAUAGCUGGGAUAAUUGCCCUUCUGAUUCUUAUUGGAGUCUUCAAGAUCAUGAAAAAGGCAAUUUAAAAAAAUAUAUAUAUAUUUCUGUCCAUCUGUUAACACACAGUUUCCUUGAUUUUUUUUUUAUUUUUUAUUUAAAGAUGUAUUUUCUCUGUCUGCUUAUUGUUCCCGAUGCUUAAGCUUCCACAAAACAUUGACUGCCAUCAUCCCUAAGCCAUAGCCAAGUACUUUUAUUUUUUUUAAAUUUUCUUAGCAAAAUAUCUGAUUUCCCAAACAUGCAACUAGGUGGAGUUGUGAUAUUCAAGUUGUGCUUUUUCAACAACAAAAAAACCUGCUUUCAAGAUUAUGGGUGGAAUUUUAUGAGACGUUUGGAUUUGCAGUUAUUAAUUUAGAGAAUUCACAGGAGUAAUUCUGAAGUCUCUCUUUACGUAAAAUUCACAAAUUCAAAAUCUAUAUACUUUAAGCAAAAGUUUGUAUUUUGAAUGUUUUUUUUUUUUUUUACUUGCCAUCAAAAGUCUUUAGGCGACUCCAAAAACUGAGAGCUGUCGCGACUCUUUUUCAUGUCUUGUUUUAACAAAUGGAUUUGUUUUUGCUUGCUUGCUUUUGAAAGAGGGACACUGGUGAAGUCUUUCUUUAAACGCCUGUUGACUGAUACCAGAAAAGUCUUAAGUCUUGUCCAAAAAAGUAAAAAAAAAACAAAAGAUGAAACAUGUCCCACCAAAAGGGGAGAAAAGGGAAUUCAGCUGAAUGAGGGGAUUGAAUAAAAAGAAUAUCAUCCAAAGCAUGACCAUAUAGCAACAUAAAUCCGAUGAAAUGAAGAGUCUCUGAUGAUGGUCCUUUCCUGUCUUUAAAUCUAUUUUUUUUUAAAUAGGCAAAUUGGAUGUGUUUUUAUUGUGUCGGGGAGAAUUUGUGACAUUUGAGUUGAUCUGUCAUUAGAAGGUUGAUCCAUUGGUUCUGUGAAAGCAUUACAAGAAUUGAAGGAACAAAGGAAAUUUCUUUUUGAACCAAGCUAUGUCUAUAUUUCCUCAUGUUUAAUUCUGUUUCCUGCAGUGACUUUAAAUCGGUAAUUAAAGUUUCACUUUGGGAGGCAGUCAAAGCCUCCGUUUGUUGCUGCAUAGCUCGACUCCACUUGGUGUGAAAGUCGUGACUCCACCUAAGUUUCAGUUUUCUGAGUCUCUGAUUUGAAAUGGUAGCUGGUUGUAAAUUGUUGCGCUUCUUUCUUUGUUCCUCCGAGCAGGUUUUGGAGGACUCAGCGUGAGGCACGGGGAGAGGAACCAGUCAGUGCUUUGUAAAAUCAUGUUUCAAACAGGAAUCAUAAUAAUUAUGACUUCAUUUUCCCAACAUACAGUAUGAGGCGUUAACGAAGCAGUGGUUCAGUCAUCCAAGCACAUCUCCACGUGCGUCUUUACGCACACAGCCAUCCACAGCAGGGAAUACUUCCUAGAACGUCCAGUUAUUCCGUUUAACUAAAAUAAAAUAAAAUUUUAAAAAAGUGAGGAAGUGACUUGUUUUGGUGAGGACCCAGCUUAGUUUAACCACCGCACUGCGUUUUCUUACGAUGUGAUUUCUAAUUGGAGACUUUAUUUCCGAGGAUGUUCAGACCAGGGUUGAACUGUGCUUCUGCUCUACGUUUAUUGGUGUAACUAUUUGCAACAUGUAUUUGUAAAUAUGACGACGACAGAUCUCUAAUUGUGAAUAAAGAAAAUUUUAUCACAU
This is a messenger RNA of Oryzias latipes (Japanese medaka), 5071 nucleotides long. RefSeq names its product casein kinase 1, gamma 2b (gene csnk1g2b). NCBI's taxonomy places the organism in Eukaryota, Metazoa, Chordata, Actinopteri, Beloniformes, Adrianichthyidae. Gene Ontology annotation, molecular function: protein serine/threonine kinase activity; ATP binding. The record is from RefSeq and is a predicted model, not a curated record. Gene Ontology annotation, biological process: protein phosphorylation.